Molecule: messenger RNA, 572 nt
Organism: Cheilinus undulatus (humphead wrasse)
Lineage: Eukaryota; Metazoa; Chordata; Actinopteri; Labriformes; Labridae
Product: cystatin-B-like
Exons: 4
Coding region: 98-430 (110 amino acids)
Cellular component (GO): cytosol
Molecular function (GO): cysteine-type endopeptidase inhibitor activity
Source: RefSeq, a predicted model, not a curated record
GUUUUGGCGGCCAUUUUAAUCCUGUUAGGGGCACAUGUUGAGUGGGACUGCAAUCUGCCUCAAUCCUUGAUCCUGUUCAUCGCAGAAAAAUCUCAAAAUGCCAAUGAUGUGUGGAGGGAUAGGAGCGCCACAGCCAGCCAAUGAAGAGAUCCAGAAGCUUGUUGACAGCCUAAAGGGAUCUGCGGAGGCCAUAGCUGGGAAGACAUUUGAUGUUUUCGUCGCCAAGACCUAUUCGACACAGUGCGUGGCUGGGACCAUCUACUACAUCAAGGUCCACGUGGGAGGAGAGGAACAUAUUAAUCUUCGUGUUCAUAAACCACUUGCAUGUACCGGAGAAGCAACUUAUCUGGACAGUAUUCAGGAAUACAAGAGCCGUGAUGAUCCUGUGGUGCACCUUCAAGUGAAAAGCAACUAUGCCGUUAAACAGUAGUCUUGUUCUAGUCAGUCAUGACAAAUAAUCAUGCUCCAUAUGUAAAACAUUGCUCCAUACUGUUUGGAUACCUUACAUCAUUUUCAAAGAUGUUAAAAUGGAACUGUUUUGUACGAAAUGAAUGAAUAAAUGAUUCAGAGUU